Messenger RNA from Anopheles darlingi, 4776 nucleotides. It is a transcript of the gene Usp16-45, whose product is annotated as ubiquitin carboxyl-terminal hydrolase 45. The record is from RefSeq and is a predicted model, not a curated record. The transcript has 3 exons. Lineage: Eukaryota; Metazoa; Arthropoda; Insecta; Diptera; Culicidae. Gene Ontology annotation, cellular component: nucleus; cytosol. Bases 508 to 3666 code for a protein of 1052 amino acids. Gene Ontology annotation, molecular function: zinc ion binding; cysteine-type endopeptidase activity; cysteine-type deubiquitinase activity. Gene Ontology annotation, biological process: protein deubiquitination.
AAUGCGGUGCAUGAAUCGGUUUUUCCGUGCUCCUUUCGCCAAUUUUUGCAUUUUUCGCGUCGUCGGUGUGUGCGCAACUUUGUCUAUCCGAUAUUGUACUGGAUAUAGUGGAUUCCCAAAACUCUUGCCCUCAAGUGUGUACGCGUGAUGAAACUGGCCGUGCCAACCAAUCGGUAGCUUCCCAAAGAACUCUAGAUAAUGUACCAUUUUGGAAAGUAAACAGCAUGUCGAAGAUGUUGCAUUGCACUAAGGGAGAGAGUGAACUGGCGCUGCACAAUGAACAUGAAUUUGUGGAAGUCCUUCGCUUAACUACGGAGCUUAUUUAACUCAGGAUAAAACGAUACUUAGCCUCGGGCAAGCUACAUACACACGGCGAUCUACGAGACUACGAGUAUCCUCUAGCCACACAUCUGACUCCAGGUCCAGCUCCUCUGACCUCUGGUUCCAGUUCCAUCGUAAAAUUAAGUUUAAUUUGCUUGCUCGGGUACUGCCAGCAAUUGGAUCAAAAUGGGGAAACGUCAACGUAGCGAAUACAAGGACGAGGGCGCAUCAUCGACCGAAUCGAACGAUGACUCGUUGAGUCCAUCGAAGAUGCUCGGUGGGGAAGUUUGCUCGCACAUUCAAAAAGGCAUCGAUCUACCGACGAUACGGAAGCAAAUCAAAACGCAAGGCUAUCGCGGUACCUGCAAAAUGUGCGAUCAAAAUCCUUCCACCAAAGGCAGCGAGUCAACCACUACCAUCACAACCGAAGGGGGUGACGCGGACAAUACGCUCUGGCUUUGCCUAAAGUGCGGAUCGCAACUGUGUGGCAGAAACCGAAACCAGCAUGCAUUGUUGCACUAUCAGACUCCGCGUAGCGACAUGCAUGCACUGGUGAUGAAUACGACUACGUUCGCUGUUUGGUGCUACUUCUGCAACCUACCGAUCGAACCGUACGCCAAGCCGAAGUUGCUGGAUAUUGUCGAGUUUGCCAAACGGGAAUCAUUGAAGGUAAGGACGGGGUCGUCAACGGACAAGGCGACCAACGAGGUUACGAAUGAGCAGCUCCAAAUCACCACCGAAUCCGUACGCAAAAUGAUGAUCGAUGCGCUACAGACUACGGCUCCGAUCGCGGAAAGCUGCAACUUGAGCGAUGCCAAACGUGCGGAUAAGAAGGGAACUCCCGGGAGCUUGGGUCUAAGUUCGAGCGGAGCAGAUACGGUAGGCAAACCACAACUCCAGUUAGUGCCGUACACUAACGAGCACACAGUCAAUGGCACGACCACAAACAGCGGCCGGGUGGGUGGUGCAACGGCACUUCAAAGGACCGCCCUAGAUAGCCUGCCGCGCGUACGUGGUCUUGCUAACUUGCGCAACACCUGCUUCUUCAAUGCAGUGCUUCAGUGUUUGGCGCGAACACCCUAUCUGCUACCGAUUCUGCAGCAGUCGGCCGUGGAGGGCGAACGGGUGACCAUACCGGGCGGUGUGUUGCGGUUGGCCGAUGGCACUGACACCAUACUGUCACCGAUCGAAGGCGAACUGGAUACGUGGCGCAGUCUGACGGAUGCCCUCGCCAGCCUGCUGGCCGAGAUGACAUCCGGGGCUGAUGGUGUGCUCACGCCGAAACGGUUGCUCCACGAGCUCACCAGCAAGUGGCCCCAGUUUGACGGCGGUGAUCAGCACGACUCGCACGAGCUGCUGCGCCAUCUGCUCGAGAGCGUACGUACGGAUGAUCUGCGACGUUACCAGGUGUUAAUACUGCAGUCACUCGGGCUGGACAAACGCAAAAACCAACAAAACGUCGACGAGACGCGCAAGGCGAUGGUGAAGUUCUAUGGCGAGCAGAUAUCCCAAUGGGUGUUCCGACCGGAGCAAGUAUUUCGUGGUUCGCUCGUAUCCACCCUUACCUGCCAGGAUUGCCACAAUACGUCGUCGCGCCAUGAAUACUUCCUUGACAUUUCGCUGCCGGUGUGCGUGGAAAAGCCGCAGCCACCGGUGCGGCGUAAGAGCAGCCCCGAACCGCAGUCGCAGUCCGAACAGCCGUCGGCCCUGUCGAACGUAUCGUCAUCGGGUGCAGGCAAGCUGAGCAGCAAACGAGAGCGGGAGCGGGAAAAGAAAGCGAAACGGAUGGCGAAGCAUCAGAAGAACCGCAUCAACCUGUCCUCCGUUGGAUCGUCACCCAUGUAUUCCAGCCUAUCGACGACCAAGCAGGCCAACGCAGCCAGUGCAAAAGCGAAUGAUGAGGAGGAGGACGAGGAGGACGACGAUGGCGGUGGCAUGGGACAUAUCGUACCAUUGACGGACGUCGCGGCAUCUACACCGUACGCAGAUGUGACGGUAGCAGUGGAGGACGACAGUACUAUUUCUGCAAGAAGGUUGUGUUUUUCGGACGAGUCGAACGAACCUUCCGAUGCCGAUGUGGAGGAUAACGACAUAACCGAUGAUCCACUGUCCAAGGGAGAAGCGACCCGAUCCUUGACUAGCCCAGCGACUGUCGACCAGAACGGCAAUCAUACCGCGGGUCGUGCCGCAAUCGGGCCGGAGAAAUUGGACGAUACGCCGGAAAAUAGCAACAAAGAGCCGGAAACCAAUGUAAUCUGCGCAGUCAGUAUGAGUGCAGAGCGUUCGGCGCAGAUAGCGAAGCAGCUGCACUGUCUCAAAGAAAGUGGAGGGCGGCCGGGCACCGAACACCAGUACAGCGCAGAGGAUCUACUGGCUAAGCGGAAGGCGGCGGCGGGUGUGGUGGCGGGUCAGCGACAGCGCACCUACAGCUACGCCGACUGGAGCAACACGAUCGCGCCACGCUAUCAGUGCGAGGACGGCGAAUAUUCGGUGCAGUCGUGCUUCAACAAUUUCACCGCAGUCGAGCUGAUGACGGGCAACAAUAAGGUAACGUGCGAUGCCUGCACCGAGCGUAUCAACGGUAAGGGUGGCAAGGAUGUAAAGACGAACGCGACGAAGCAGUACCUGAUAUCGGUACCGCCAGCCGUCCUGAUACUGCACCUGAAGCGCUUCCAGGCCGGUCUGCGCGGCAUGUCGCGAAAGCUCACCAAACCGGUCGCAUUCCCGUUCGUGCUGGACAUCGCACCGUUCUGUGGAUCGAAGGUAAAGCGAGCGGCCCACAUACGCCCCGGGCAGAAGAAGAUCCUGUACGCACUGUACGGCAUCGUGGAGCAUUCGGGUUCGAUGCACGGUGGACACUAUGUGGCAUACGUGAAGGUGCGUCCCUCGUUCGGUCCGGAUGACGAACGGUGGAAGUUCAUACCGCAAGGCACGAAAGACGAGCUGGACCGCCGAUCCGAGCAGGAGAUGGCGAAGGAGCAGGCGUUGCGGAUGGGGGCUGCCGGUGGUCCUGUUGGUUGCUGUCUUCCCUCACCGGACAGCGAUGAUUCGCCGAGCUGCUGCUCCAAUCCGGAGGAUGACGUAUUUUCCUCGGACGCCGAGAACCGGCCAGCGCAACAACAGACUGGGAAGAAGCAGGAGCAGGAGAAUGAGGAGGAAGAGGAGGAGGAGGAAGGUGCAGUCGGGUAUAGGGCGAAGACGGCGGCCACGGAUGCGCAUGCUGAUAUUGCACCGCCACCGCCCGGUAAGUGGUACCACGUGUCCGAUAGUUUCGUGCGCGAAGUGAGCGAAGACACGGUGGCAAAGGUACAGGCCUACCUGCUGUUUUAUGAGCGUAUAUUUUAAAAUGCUUGCACUUACGUGGGAGCCCCCCUUUGUACUUGGUGAUAGUAGUAGUAGCCACUUACUGUCACGAACGUCAGCUACUCCUGCGGGUAGCUCGUAGGAGGAAAAGUAUGAGGAAAGCAACUCCAGUAAACCCGCACUGUAGUGCUGUUCUCUGAGUUUCAGUGGUAUCACAGCUCGAUUGGUAUUAUUUAAUAGAAGCGUUUGCACUCGGGCUGGCUGCAAUACACCACGUAGGAACCACCCGGCAAUAUCUUUUACUCAGGUGCCACCACAAUGGGGAAUGUCAACCAGUCUGCCGAAGCGAUGUACUGUGCGAAUACCUCUACCGGCGUUUGCAUUUCGUUGGCCUCACUACGACGGGUGCACAUGGUGAUUCCACCCCGCCACUGGUGAUAGUAUGCGAUGGGAUAACGUAGGCUUGGGCCCGGGACGGCGGACAGUGGAACGAUUCAGAGUGAGACGUGACCGUACGCGCUAGGAAAGCGCGCGCAGGAAGGCGCAGGAAGCAGGAAACGUGCAAUGUGUGAUCAUGUACAUAUGAUACUAAUAAUCUACUUAAUUCAACUCCUUCGGUUUCGAUAACAUAAAACAUCAUCCCCAACAUCAGCACCAGUAUGGUGCGAAACGCGAAGACAUACCUAUUGAAGUCUGUAAUAAUCGGCAGGGACGCUACUCGACUGUAGCUCUCGAUGGCUGGGAAAGAUGAAGAAUGCAAAAAAAGGAAAGAAAGAGAGAGGGAAAGAGAGAAAAAGAGAAAAAGCUAGUGUUUCGGUUUGGGAACGUGCAUGUGCAUGCGUUUAUUAGGCAGUCCACGUCGAGUCUACUAUUUCUAUGCUUCCCGGUCGGUUAUAGAAAAAUUGCCUCGAACUGCAUUUUCAUUUUUGUUUGUGGUAUUUAAUUUAACGUCAUCUCUGUGCGACUGGUACGUUAUAGGGUACGAAUGUUUCUGAAUGCAGGAUGCCUUACUCCUUAGCAUUUAAGUUGGAAUCUAAAUGCAACGUGCGUGCGCCGCUCUCUGCAUGAUUAUACGGCUACGCAACGCAACGUCCUUCGUCGAACUAGUGUAUUAAAGAAUUCUUGGAGCAAAUAAACAGUCCAAAAGUUGAA